Macadamia integrifolia is the source of this 6722-nucleotide messenger RNA. Its product is annotated as disease resistance protein RUN1-like. NCBI's taxonomy places the organism in Eukaryota, Viridiplantae, Streptophyta, Magnoliopsida, Proteales, Proteaceae. The record is from RefSeq and is a predicted model, not a curated record. Gene Ontology annotation, biological process: defense response; signal transduction. Gene Ontology annotation, molecular function: protein binding; ADP binding. The coding region runs from base 146 to 4612 and encodes 1488 amino acids. The transcript is spliced from 8 exons.
AUACCCAAAAAAGUCAUGGUAAAAUCUCAUAAAGCAAAACUGAUCUGCGAUUCCUUGCAUAGAAGUUAUUGGUAGUAGCAAUACCCAAGAUUGAAUGAUACAUAACAUCUCUCACAUUUGAAAGUCGUUCAAGCAAUUUGAUAGAAUGGCAGCACAUCACGAGGCUUCUUCUUCUUCUUCUUCUUCUUCUGCUUCUGGUUUGAGUACUUAUGAAGUGUUCUUGAGCUUUCACGGCAAAGACGUUCGUACCAAUUUUGCUGACCACCUUUACUAUGCUUUGGUUGAUGCUGGAAUUCAAACUUUCAGGGAUGAGGAUAAACUCCAAAAGGGAAGCGAGAUUGGCCCUGAGCUACUAAUUGCAAUCCAGGAGUCAAGAAUCUCAAUUCCCAUCUUCUCGGAAAACUAUGCUUCAAGUAAAUGGUGUCUCAAUGAGUUAGCAGAGAUAUCUGAGUGCAUAGGAACAAGGAAUCAGAUCGUGUUGCCCAUUUUCUACAAAGUUGAACCAAGGGAUGUGCGAAACCAGAGCGGGACAUAUGCCAAGGCCUUUGAGGAACACCACCUGAUGCGAUCGGACAAGACCAUGGUCCAAAAGUGGCAAAAAGCUUUGGAAGAGGUUGGAAAAGUUGAUGGAUGGCAUUGCAAGGAGGAUACGUAUGAAGGGAAGUUAAUGAAAGAAGUUGUUAAAACAGUUUGGAGUUCAUUGCAAAAGAGACCCUUAACUAUUUCUAACAACCUUGUUGGAAUCCAAUCUCAUACAAAAGAAAUGUUGAUGCUAUUAGAUAUUGAAUCUGAUGAUAGAAAAAUUGUGGGGAUCCACGGCCUUGGUGGCAUUGGAAAGACAACAAUCGCUAAGGUUGUUUGCAAUACAAUCUUUCAUCACUUUGAAGCGUAUAGCUUUAUUGAAAAUAUUCAAGAAAAUGCUCAAAAACAUGGGAUUAUCCAUUUGCAAAAGAAACUUAUCUUUGACAUGCUGAAACAAGAAAAUCCAAAUACUGAGAGUGUGGAUGAAGGAAUCAAUUUGAUUCGGCAAAGAUUGUUCAAAAGAAAAGUUCUCAUUAUUCUUGAUGAUGUGGAUCAAGAUAUUCAAGUAGAUUCUUUAGCUGGGGACCGUGAAUGGUUUGGUAUUGGAAGUAAGAUCAUUAUCACAAGCAGAAAUAAGGAUAUAUUAACUGUUCGAAAAGCAGAUGGGAUUUAUGAACCCCAUGUAAUGGAUUUGGAUGAUUCUCUUGAACUUUUAAGCCAUCAUGCAUUUGGAAGGGACAAACCGCCAAGUGAUUAUUUGGAUCUCUCAAAAACUAUUGUAAAAAUUACUGGAGGACUUCCGUUAGCUCUUCGGGUUAUAGGUUCAUCUUUAUUCUCAAAGAAAAAAUCAGUAUGGGAAGGCAUGUUAAAGAAAUUACGAAAAAUACCCAAUAAUGAUGUUAUGAAAUGGUUGAAAAUAAGUUACGAUAGAUUAGAAGAUGAAGAACAACAAAUGUUUCUUGACACUGCUUGUUUUUUCAUCGGAAUGGAUAAAGAUAUAGCAUGUUAUAUAUGGGAAGGGUGUGAUUAUUCUCCUCAAAUAGGACUUGAAGUUCUUUGUGAAAAGUCCUUGCUAACAAUUAGUGAAGAUGGAAAGUUACAGAUGCAUGAUAUGCUUCAAGAUCUUGGAAGGGAUAUUGUUCGUCAAGAGAGCAUAAAAAAUCCAGGAGAACGUAGUCGAAUAUGGUCUCAAGCAGAAGUCUUAGAAGUAUUGGAUAAACUGAAGGGAACAAGUAAUUGUGAAGGACUCACUAUUGACUUCAACCGGCUUAGUAUUGACUUCAGCAGUAAAUCAACAUGUUUGAUGAGUGAAGGAUUUGCUAAAAUGACAAAUUUAAGGUUACUCCAAGUAGAUUAUGCACAAUUUUCUGAGAACUUCACUAAUUCUUUUUCAGAACUGAGAUGGCUUAGUUGGAGGGGAUGCCCAGACCAAUAUACACUAAGCAAUUUUUGUCCACAAAAACUGGUUGUUCUUGAUCUAUCAAAUAGUGAGAUCACAAAGGACUGGAUGGGUUGGAACUACAUCAAGAUGGCAGUAAAUCUAAAAUUUCUGAAUCUCACAUCUUGUCAUCAACUAUCUAGCACUCUUGAUGUUUCAGCAAAUCGACUCUUGGAGGUAUUGCUUCUUAAGGACUGUCAAAAUUUGCUUGGGAUCGACACAUCUAUUUGUCGUCUCAGGAACUUGAUCACAUUAGAUAUGAGUGGCUGCAGUAGAAUAGUGGAUCUCCCAAGUGAAAACUCUCAAUUGAUUUCUCUCAAAAGGCUCGAUUUAGGAGGAUGUGAAAAUUUAAAGAAGCUUCCAAAGGAAUUGGGCUGCAUGAUCUCCUUGACAGUACUUGUUUUACGUGGUUGCCUGCAUCUAGUGGAUAUCCCAUGUGAAAUUUGUCAUUUGACUUCUCUGGAAACACUUGAUUUAAGUGGCUGCUCGAGUCUACUGGAUCUCCCAAGUGAAAUUUCACAGUUGAAUUCUCUCAAAAGUCUCGAUUUGAAAGGAUGUGAAAAUCUAAAGAAACUUCCGAAGAAAUGGGGCCAAAUGAUUUCCUUGACAGUACUUGUUUUAUGUGGUUGCUCGAGUCUAGAGGAUAUCCCAAAUGAAAUUUGUCAUUUGACUUCUCUAGAAACACUUGAUUUAAGUGGGUGCUCAAGUUUAGUGGUUCUUCCAAGUGAAAUUUCACAGUUGACUUCUCUCAAAAGACUUGAUUUAAAAGAAUGUAAAAAUCUAAAGAAGCUGCCAAAGAAAUUUGGCUUCAUGAACUCAUCAACAGUACUUUCUUUAUGUGGAUGCUCCAGUCUAGGCGAUCUCCCAAGUGAAAUCUUUCAGUUGCCUUCUCUAGAAACACUUCAUCUAAGUGGUUGCUCGAGUCUAGUGGGUUUGCCAAGUGAAAUUUGCCAGUUGACUUCUUUGAAAACACUUGAUUUAAGUGGUUGCACCAGUAUAUUGUAUCUCCCAAUUGAAAUUUGCCAGUUGACUUCUUUGGAGAGACUCUUUUUAUAUGGAUGCUAUAGUCUAAAUAAGUUGCCGAAGAAAUUGGGCUCCAUGACCUCCUUGACAACACUUGAUAUUAGUCAUUGUGGUACACUUAAAUCUCUUCCAAAUCUUCCCUCUAGUUUAAAAUAUUUUGAUGCUUCCGAUUGUAUAUUGUUAACAUCACUCUCAAUGCUUUCAAGCCUAAAAAAUCUAAGGAAAUUAGGUCUUCCUCCAAGUUUGACCAGCCUUGAUGUUCGUUACUGCUCUUCAAUACAAUACAUCUCAGGUCGGUAUACCUCAAGUGUGACCAGCCUUGAUGUUGAUCAUUGGUCUUCAAAUCGAGACAUCUCAGGCCUUCCCUCAAGUUUAACCAGCCUUGAUGUUGAUCACUGCUCUUCAAUUCGAGACAUCUCAGGUCUUGCCUCAAGUUUGACCAGCCUUAAUGUUAGUCACUGUUCUUCAAUUCUAGACAUCUCAUGUCUUCCCUCUUCAGUUUUGACCAGCCUUAAUGUUAGCCACUGCUCUUCAAUUGAAUACAUCUCAGGUCUUCCCUCAAGUUUGAUCCACCUAGAUGUGAGGUACUGCUCUUCAAUGCAAUACAUCUCAGGUCUUCCCUCAAGUUUGAUCCAUCUAGAUACUAGCUAUUGUGGGUCAAUGAUAAAACUUUCAACUACAUCAUCUGGAGGCUUGAGAAAUUUGAAGACAUUAUUUCUUGAUAAGUGCAUUAGCCUAGAAGACAUUGAAGGUGCUGACGAGAAAUUGGACUCCCUAGGGCUCUUAUCCACCAUGUGGUGCAGAUCAUUAAGAAGAUUACCAAAACUCAGGGGCUCAAACAAUCUAAGGACUUUAAAACUCUAUCAGAAUGAUGCCAUAUCCAGUUUUGAAGGUGAGGGAAUGGACUCUCUGGAGGAGUUGGAGAUAGAGUAUUGCCAAUCAUUAAGAAAAAUACCAUAUCUGCGAGAUUUUAGAAGGCUGAGAAUACUACAAAUCAAAGACUGCCCGGAAUUGUCCGAGAUUGUGCGUCUUGAGGACUUUCAAAACUUAAAAACAUUAUCAAUUAGCGAGGCUACAUCAUUGAAGGCAUUACCGGAUAUCUCAACCUUGAAGAACCUGAGGUAUUUAAGAAUCAAAUGGUGUGACUCAAUGGAAAGAUUACCUGAUCUUUCAAACUUAAAAAGGUUGCGGCAAUUAGAGAUCGUGGAUUGCGUGAAGUUAACAGAAAUUCCAGGCCUCGACAGAUUGGAGUCCUUGGAAGAAUUGAAAUUAGGAGGAUGCAUAUCCAUUGAAAGAUUACUGGAUCUGUCAAACUUAAACAAGCUGAAUGUUCUAUGCAUUAAACGCUGCAAGAAUCUAACCGAGAUUUAUGGUGUUGACGGAUUGGAUUUCUUAGAGAUUUUGGAUAUUAAUGGGUGCCAAUCCUUGGAAAGAUUACCAGAUCUGUCAAACUUAAAAAAGUUGAAGGAGCUAAAAGCCAAAGACUGCAAGAAGCUAACUGAGAUUCGAGCUGAUGGUGGAUUGGAAUCUUUGGAACUCUUGGCUAUUAAGGGGUGUAUUUCCUUAGAAAAAUUACCAGAUCUGACAAAGUCAAAGAAACUGCGGGAACUAUGUGGUUUGUACCUCUGAGGCAAUCUCAUGACUGAUGGUGGGUACAAAAAAUUACAAUCAGAUUUGUCAAACCUGCCAACACACAGUUGUACAGGACAAAUUUAUUCAAGGUUUCUUUUCUUUCCUACAACUUUCAUUGUGUCCGAUUGGUUCUUGGUGCCUAUGCAAGAUAUAAGGCACUGUUGGAGCUACCACAAAGCAACUUGUUUCUAGUAAUAGCAGAAAGAACUUUCAUGCUAUGUCUCAAAUUCCUCUUGAUUCAGCAAGUCUUUUAUGGAGCAAGGAGGUAACUUCUCAAGUUGGAAUUGUUGGAUACUUCAAGUAGUAUAGUUCUCUGGUCUAGUUUCAAGUCAUUCAUAAUCCUCUUCAAGAGCUACUUCUCUACAGAGCAGUAAUUCUACACUCCAUUGCAGAAUAAAAUGAAGAAGAGAAGCAGUCAAUGGAAUAAGAAUGCAGCCAGAGCUUUCCUGCUCUGAACAAUACAUCACUCCUCAGGCUUCCUAUGAUAAAAUCUGCCUACUUCUCCUUUGAAAUUAACUGUCAAGACAGAAGCUGCCAAAAGUACCAUUGCUGUACACAGAGUGACAUGUCUAUAGUUGUUGGUUGUUCGUUAUUCCUUCACUGUUGGCCAUGGCAAUGGGUGAGGUAUCUUGACAGAUGAGUCUAGUUACUUAAUGCUUAUGUACCUUGGUGAUAAUGAUCAUGAAAUUUAACGGCAAAUAUUUUCUUAGUUCUUUAGGUCUCUAGUUUUAAUGGAUAAAUUCACCAAUCUUCAUAGAUCUUUAUCAGGGUAAUCUCUCUCUGAUUUCAGGUUUAGCAAUUAACAUGAUUAAUAAAGCUUCGAACAGUUUUUGCUUACAUAUGUGCUUCUCUAUCACUCUAAGAAAAGGAUGUAGUCCAGUUUGGUUAGAAGCGAAGCGAUAUUAACUGUGCAUUAGGGGAGAUUUGGUUGGAAGUAAAGUGGAAAAAUGGAAAGGGAUUUUAUUUCACUUUUUGGAUUUUUCACUCACUUCACUUGAAUCACUUCUAACCAAAUAGAUCUAGAGGUUACCAAUCCAUUCUCUCAGAUCAGAUACCUCUUUCUGAUCAAAAGAUUGAAACAUGAAAGGAUAUUUAGUCUUUGCUCCCUCAUUGCUCCUGCAGCAGCACAACUUCACUCCAGAUUUGUGGGUAGUGAGAGGAAUGAUUAGCUUUGACAUUUAGGAUUUUCCAUUUAAUGUGGUUAAUGGUCCAAAAGAGAUUCACAUUGGAAUUGAACAUAAAUGGUUCUGUAUCUUUGCAUGUUGAAUUAGUUGGAGGAAUUUGGAAUCAAGUCCAGAAAUGCCAUGGUAACUGAUCCAAUUCUGUAUUUCUCUUAAAGUCAGUUUCUCUUCUCUUUUCAGCAUAAGGAAUUUGUAAUUUCUCUCUCACACGUUCACUCACUCAGUAUCUUUAAUAUGACUUGCAGACACAGAUGUCAAACCACCUCAUAAAGGAACCUGAGGAAACACAAAGGGAUAAGGAAAUGCAUGUAGAGAUCUUCACCCAAGUAAUGGGAGAUGACACUCAUGCUGAGUGUGCUUGGCAGGAGUUGGAGUACGUCCAAAGGAUUUAAAUGGGCCAUCGAGUAGAAACUGUGUUUCUUUAUGUGGGAGAAUACUGAGCUGUGAAGUGAGGAGAGAGCUUUGUCAGAGAGAGUCUGAAGAACAAAAUGAAGAAAUCUCUUCAACGCAGUCCCAACUUAAUAUGUCAAAGCAACUUGUGGCUUCAAACCAUGAAGAUCGUCCCUCAAAUGCAUACCAUUCAUGUGAUCACGUUUAUCCGAAGCUACAAGAAAAGGGUUAUGUUUGCUGAGGCAAUUGCACAAGCUGGCUUUUAUUUUUCUAAUCUCACUCUGGGUAAUGAGUUUCAUGGAUAUAAUUAGUUAUCAUUCAAUUGGAUGGGACGGAUAUAUGUUGGACCAAUUCGAUUGUUUUAUCAUAUCCUACCUAUCUAAGAAAUCAUCUAUCUAUUUGGUUAACAAAGGUAAUAAGGUUAUGUUAGCUUCACCCCUCUCUAAAUCAAGCAAUUCUGUAAUGCUUGAUUUGUAUGUCAUUUCUUGUAAGUUAACAGUAGAUGGGAAAGAGUGGAUUGGUGGACUACUUCAAAA